UGGUACUCACAGUCAGUCGUCGUCGUCCAGCCAUACAGAACUGGUGGAGGAGAAGGAACAGUGAGUGCGCGCCAGAAUUCUCGUGCACAUCUGCCUGUCCUAUUAGAACAGAACAGUAGAGUGUCGUAACCGAGUUUGAAUCAAACCAAAGCGAGUUACGCCAGCCGGGAUUGAUUCGGUGGGUCAGAAACAAACUAAGCCAGACCGAAUUCGACCCCGUUGAAGGCUUAAAGGCAGACAGACAGAGGUCAAAGACAUCACUAGUUGGAAGGCCUUGAGGCCGCGAGGAGGGAAGGAAAAAAACGUAUAUGUAUACUCACACGGUCACGGUUUAGAGAUACAGAUUGUUAGACGUUAGAGAAGAGAGGGCACAUAGACAGACAGAUAGAUAGAUAGAAGGGGCGCUCAGUGUUUUCUGGAUCCGAACGUCUGGUCUGAGGCGUAGAUUGUUGUUUGAUCCGAAUAAUAGAUAUCACUCAGUGUGUAUCUACAGUCAAAGUGAGAAGAAGUGUACCGGGACGCAGUGUGUGAAGAAUAUUUCUGUUUGGUUCGAAGAAGAUCUGGUUCCAAAAUGAGUGAUGAAGAUGGUGAGGGACGGUUGACCACCGCAACGGCCACGUCCUCUACGGCGACAAUCGUGACACAAGCCUCCUCUUCAACUCCUGCCUCGAAUUCGACGGUGGAUUCCUCCGAGAGGGCACGUGCCUUCUCCAAGGUCCCCAUCUUCAUCGUGGAGGAUCACCAUGACGUGCUGACGUUCCUGUACCGGUGUAUCGGAUCGAGGCAUCUGCCCCUGCGCGGAAACACCAUCAUUCACUUCGAUUCCCAUCCGGAUAUGUGCAUUCCGAAGCAUAUGCCCGCCGGGUACGUGUUCAACAAGGAAGACCUGCUCGACAGUAUCAGUAUUGAGAACUGGAUGAUGCCAACGGUGUUCGCCGGGCAUGUGGAGCGGAUUGUGUGGAUUAAGCCGGAGUGGGCCAACCAGAUGCCCAAGGGCAAAUUCCAGUUCAACGUCGGAGAGCACGAGGGCAGCAUUCGCACAGAUUCAACACUAGAAUACUUCGUCUCGGAAGGGUGCUACCAACCCGAAGAUGAGAUGGAAAACAAAAAGUCCCUGCAACUGCAAGUCUGCGCCAUCGAAGAGUACAAAGUCGCGGACGACGACGGCCUCAAAAGUGGCUACAUCCUGGACAUCGAUCUGGACUACUUCAGCACACACAAUCCGUUCUUGAAGAUCUACGAAAAGGUCGGCCUGUACGAUAAGCUGAAGGAAAUUUUCAUCUCACCCGAACUGGCGGACACCACAGAGAACGACUUGGAGAGGUUACAACAGAUCGCCAAGAACCGAGAAGAAAAGUUAGAGUUUCUCGAAUCGAUGUUCCUCUACCUGGAAGAGGUGGGGAACUUGAAACACUUCCUGGUGGAUUACCAGCAGGAAAUCAGCGAAGAGUACACACAUCUGUUGGAAAAGGUCUCCAACCUGGUGACGGUCCUGAAGAAAGAGUACGCCGAAGAGGAAAUCGACUGGUCGAUGAUCUACGACGCGGGUUGCACGUGUGAUGUGACGGAUCUGCCCCAUCACGAGUCGACCCGAGAGGAAAUCCAAACCAUGGUACAGCAACUCGAGAGCUUCCUUGUGCGACUUCCAGCACCGCCAACCGUGAUCACCAUGUCCCGAUCGAGCGAGGACGACUACACGCCCGCCGAUCAGGUGGAACAGAUCCAGGAGCUGGUUCUGGGGGCACUUCAAAAGUGCCUCCGAACCGAACUGGACAACCCCAUACUGUACUAUAAGGACCAGGAGUUUAAGCUUUAGGAUGGCCCCAGGGGCAAAUUACCGUGUUUCCUUCCCCAUGUCUACAACUUCACACGUUUAUAUAGAAACAAUCGUACCCCUACUUUUGUAGGCCGAAAAGGAUAACCUGUUUUCAAACAAAACUUCCCAGUGUACCAUUUUACUAUUUAAAACUAAAUACUAUACGCUGUAACCAGUUGAAACGCAAGUUAGAAAACAAAAACUAACGUUUAACUUUUUAAGUCAGUUAAGAAUAAUAAUUACCAACAAAUAAAAACACCAAACCAACGAUGUCGAAAAAAUGA
Molecule: messenger RNA, 2100 nt
Organism: Aedes aegypti (yellow fever mosquito)
Lineage: Eukaryota; Metazoa; Arthropoda; Insecta; Diptera; Culicidae
Gene: MESR6
Product: UPF0489 protein C5orf22 homolog
Exons: 3
Coding region: 572-1816 (414 amino acids)
Source: RefSeq, a predicted model, not a curated record